Messenger RNA from Linum tenue, 657 nucleotides. The record is from the annotation of a GenBank genome assembly. NCBI's taxonomy places the organism in Eukaryota, Viridiplantae, Streptophyta, Magnoliopsida, Malpighiales, Linaceae.
AUGCACAAUCUCCUCUACGCCAUGCCCGCUUCCUCUUCUCCAUCUUCCUUCUCAAAACCCUCCAAAUCUUCUGCCUUCCCAAACCCUACUGCAUCGCAGACUUCCCUCUCUUCCUCGUCAUCCGUUCUUCUCUGCAAGCACUCUCCAUCGGCGACUCUCGACCUCCUAAUCCUGAUCCUAGUCCUCUUCGCCGGCACUUUCCUCAUCACAUCUUACUUCUCCUACAUCUUCAACUCCGUCUCCCUCCUCCUAUCCCAUUCGUCAAUCCAGGUCUCAAUCCAGCUCCCGCCGGCGUCCUACGUCUGUGGGUUCCUCGCCUUUUUCCUUUUCUCGGUCCUCUUCCUCGAGUUCUGCUGCGGGCCGAGAUCUCGAAAGUGCGACAGGCCGCGAUGCAAAGGGCUGAAGAAGGCGAUGGAGUUCGAUUUGCAGCUGCAGACCGAGGAUUGUGUGAAAUCCAAUGGCGCCAAGGAGAUCGAUAAGUUGCCGUGGAAAGGUGGGAAUGAGAGGAACCCGGAUUAUGAGUGCUUGAGGGCUGAGCUCAGGAAGAUGGCUCCCCCUAAUGGCAGGGCAGUUUUGCUCUUCAGGGCUAGGUGUGGAUGCCCCGUCGCUAAAUUGGAAGGCUGGGGACCUAAGCGAGGCCGGCGGCAUAAAAAGUGA